This is a messenger RNA of Nematolebias whitei (Rio pearlfish), 1692 nucleotides long. Its product is annotated as FRAS1-related extracellular matrix protein 1. The coding region runs from base 1 to 1692 and encodes 563 amino acids. The transcript has 10 exons. The record is from RefSeq and is a predicted model, not a curated record. Lineage: Eukaryota; Metazoa; Chordata; Actinopteri; Cyprinodontiformes; Rivulidae.
AUGUCUCCGGGCAGGGAGGUAUUUGAUUGCCAUUUCCUGUCUGAUGAGAUCAAGUAUGUCCACAAUGGCUGUCCAUUACUGAAGGAAGAUAUGGUCAAACUUCGUCUUUACAGGUUCACAGAGACGGAUACAUCUAUAGAGGACUUUUCUCUCCAUGUGGACAUCAUGGAGCCUGAAUGCAGCAUCAUUAGGCUUGGGCCCAAAUCACUUGAGGUCCCUGAGUUUUAUGGACUCUCAGAUGCCAUUGAUGGUAAUGUGGUGUCCUUUCACUAUGAGAGGAGAUCUACUCUGAAAUGCAGUAUCCACCUCAGUCACCAUGAUUCCCACCUGCCUGCCCAUGGUCAACUGGUCACAGGCGAACCAGACAAAGCUUCUAAAAGAGGAGAUGAGCCAGAGAGUUUUAUUUAUCUGCGUCAGCAACUAGAUAAUAAGGCCAGGGCCAUGUGUAAGUCCGAGGACUGCCUGAAGGGACUGAAACUUGUCAAGUUCUCCAAAAUUUCCUGUGAGGACUUUUUGCUGAUGGGGUUAAAGUAUCAGCACAUGGAUCCCCCAUCUCCAGAUGUGGAUUACAUUGCAAUCAGACUGGACCUGAAGGACACCAGGAGUGGCAGCAUUUACCAGUCCGAGCAGGCUUGGAUUCCUGUGAGGAUUGGCGGUGGAAUGCCCAACCAGCCCCCCAAACCAUCCUUCAUGUCCAUGUUUAUCCUGGAAGUAGAUCAAUUCAUCCUCACUCCACUUUCCACGGCUACACUGGAUGCUGAAGACGAGGAAACUCCCAAACAGCUUCUUGUUUUUAACAUCACCAACCCCCCCAAGGAAGGCUUUAUUACCCAUCUUUCUGACCACACACGUCCAGUUUUCUCCUUCACAUGGCUUGAUCUCAAUGACAUGCUCAUUGGGUACCAACCUCCAAAUUCUUCACACACUCAACGUAGUAAUUAUGAGGUGGAAUUUGAGGUUUAUGAUUUUUUCUUUGCGAGGAGUCCAUCAAUGACCGUUCACACUUCUGUAAGAAAUGCAGACACAAAUGCACCAAGAGUCUCCUGGAACAUGGGUCUGAGCCUCCUAGAGGGUCAGUCUCGUCCAAUAACAUGGGACCAGCUCCAAAUUGUUGAUAACGACAACAUGAAAGCUGUUCGAAUCAUCAUUGUGGAUGGGCUGCAUCAUGGACAGCUCACUGUAAGAGGUGGUAAGGGCUUCAUGUUCACUGUAAGUGACAUAAAAGCUGGUGUGGUCUGUUAUCUCCAUGACGACAGUGACUCUACCAAAGACUUCAUCAUCUUUCGCAUUACUGAUGGCCACCAUCAGACCCGACACAAGUUCCCCAUCAAGAUCCUCCCCAAAGAUGACAGUCCUCCUGUUCUCAUAACUAACAUGUUGUUGGAAGUUUCAGAGGGACAGACUGCUUUACUUAGUGGCUCCAUCCUCCAGGCUGCAGACAUGGACUCCAGUGAUGACUACAUCCUCUUUAACAUCACCCGCCUUCCACAGGCUGGAGAGAUCAUGAAAAUGCCAGGACCAGGCUUGGCAGGUUACCCAGUGGGCCACUUUCUACAGAAGGACGUCACUCAGUCUAUAGUUUACUAUAGACACUUUGGGAGUGAAGUGUUUGCUGACUCUUUCGAGGUGGUGCUGUCUGAUUUCCAUGAUCCCCCCAACCUGUCAGAACCUCAAGGGAACAAAAUGUCAUGA